Messenger RNA from Lobosporangium transversale, 1375 nucleotides. Its product is annotated as formyl transferase. The coding region runs from base 28 to 1248 and encodes 406 amino acids. Gene Ontology annotation, cellular component: mitochondrion. Gene Ontology annotation, biological process: conversion of methionyl-tRNA to N-formyl-methionyl-tRNA; biosynthetic process. The record is from RefSeq and is a predicted model, not a curated record. NCBI's taxonomy places the organism in Eukaryota, Fungi, Mortierellomycota, Mortierellomycetes, Mortierellales, Mortierellaceae. The transcript is spliced from 8 exons. Gene Ontology annotation, molecular function: methionyl-tRNA formyltransferase activity.
CCUACUUUUCACACAUUGGCCUCAGACAUGAUGCAUUCAGUGACCUGUACAUUGUUUUCAUGUAGCAGACAUGCAACUACGUUAAAAGCGUCGCGAUUAUUUAUGAAUGUGCGUACACCAUGGCAUUCUUUUACAAACGCAUUCAGUGUAUCUGCAUUACGUCGCCAGAAAGAAAAUCAAAAUAAGGUCAAAGUUUUAUUCUUUGGCAGCGACUCAUUUUCAGUUCCCCACUUGGAAGCGUUGAUUGCUGAGAAAGAUAGACCAGGCUCAAUCAUCGAGCGUAUCGACGUUAUCUCGCCCAAAGAGCGUACCAAGAAAUCAAAACGCGAUGCCGAAGAUUCCCCACUGACGCUACUGGCCAAGGCACAUAACCUCAACACGUUUCCUUCUCCGGAUCGGAAGGGUGGGUUCGAGGCAUGGACAUUCCCUAAAUUAGAUGAGGUGGACGCCUGGGAUUUUGGCGUUGUCGUGUCGUUUGGUUGGUUCCUUCCUAAUGAAGUGAUUAUGCGGUUCAAGAAGGCAGGGAUCAACGUUCAUCCAUCCCUUCUACCCAAGUAUCGUGGAUCAGCACCGAUGCAAAGAGCCAUUUUGAAUCAGGAAAAGACAACAGGGGUUACGGUCCAGCUUUUGGACCCAAAUGAAUUUGAUGCAGGAAAGAUCCUUGCUCAAGUUGAAGUUCCUAUGCCUGAUAAACCAACAUAUAAAUCUCUGGAGUUAUUGCUAGCCAAGAAGGGCGGAGAAUUGGUCGUAGAUGUGAUCAAUAACUAUGAUGAGCGGCGGCGUGAUGCAAAGAACCAGGAUCCUACCAAGGUCACUAAAGCGAACAAAAUCAGCCGUGAGGCAUGCAAAGCUCAAUGGAGUGCCUGGGACGCAGCAAGGGUCGAGCGAUUGUACCGUGCUAAUGGUUUCAGAUACCCGAUUACAGCAACAUGGCAUGUUCAGGACUCUGGAAAAGUACAGCCUCUUUCAUUGUUUGAUUUGUUUUGUGUGAACGAUAAUGAUUAUAAGAGCGGCAGUGGCGGUGGAACUGUUGCAGACUAUGCUGCAGAAGAUGGAGCAACGCCUCAUAAAAACUCACCGCCAGGAACGAUCUUUUACCAUCGUCCCACAGAGUCUUUGCAUAUCGCUUGUUCAGAUGGAUCAUUGCUUGGAGUCAAAGCCGUGCAGUUUGAAGGGAAAAAGCGAUUAUCAGCCAAAGAUUUUUAUAAUGGAUAUCAUGUCAAAUCGGGUUCUUCUCGUUUUGAAUGAGGUAUAUAAAUACAAAAUACUCUAAUUGACCAAGUCGAAUAAAAGGACGACUACGGAUUUUAAAACAGUUUAUAGUUUUUUAAAAUGCAAAGAUUUAGAAAGAAAUAAAUGAAAGGUAGUAAAAAAG